Molecule: messenger RNA, 1378 nt
Organism: Poeciliopsis prolifica (blackstripe livebearer)
Lineage: Eukaryota; Metazoa; Chordata; Actinopteri; Cyprinodontiformes; Poeciliidae
Product: vacuolar protein sorting-associated protein 26C-like
Biological process (GO): intracellular protein transport
Cellular component (GO): endosome
Source: RefSeq, a predicted model, not a curated record
UACUGAGUUGUUUCUGUUCCUGUGGAUUUGUCAUUCAGAAGCAAAGCAAAUAAAUGUAAAUCUUGUAAAAGCAGCUUAUGACGCCAGCCGCCAUUUCGCGGCCUGCGGCUCGGAGAUGAGCGUCAGUCUGGAUAUCAAACUGAAAAGAGCCAACAAAGUCUAUCAUGAGGGGGAAACUGUGGCUGGUGUCGUCACGUUGUGCUGCAAGGAGCCGCUGCAGCACAACGGCAUCGCGCUCAGCAUGGACGGCAUCGUCAACCUGCAGCUCAGCUCCAAGAGCGUCGGCGUCUUUGAGGCGUUUUACAACUCGGUCAAGCCAAUCCCGCUGAUCAGCAGCAGCAUCGAGGUGGCCAAGGCCGGGAAAAUCCCAGGAGGGAAAACGGUCCCGUUUGAGUUUCCGCUCGUCAGCAAAGGCAACAAAGUUCUGUACGAGACUUACCACGGCGUCUUCGUCAACAUCCAGUAUACGCUGCGCUGCGACCUGAAGCGCCCCCUGCUGGCCAAAGACCUGAGCAGGAGCUGCGAGUUCAUCGUUCACAGUCAGCCUCAGAAAUCAAAAAUCGUUCCGACUCCAGUCAAGUUCAGCAUCACUCCAGAGACGCUGCAGAACGUCCGCGAGAGGAGUCAGCUGCCGCGCUUCCUGAUCCGAGGACAUCUGGACGCCACCAGCUGCGUCAUCAGCCAACCGCUCACCGGGGAGGUGCAGGUGGACAAAUCCGACGUCCCCGUCAAGAGCAUCGAGCUACAGCUGGUCCGGGUGGAGACCUGCGGCUGCGCCGAGGGCUACGCGCGAGACGCCACGGAGAUCCAGAACAUCCAGAUCGCAGAAGGAGACGUCGGCCACGGCCUGCCCAUCCCCGUCCACAUGGUGUUCCCCCGACUCUUCACCUGCCCCACCCUGGAGACCACCAACUUCAAAGUAGAGUUUGAAAUCAACGUCGUCGUCAUCCUGCAGGACGAUCACCUGAUCACCGAGAACUUCCCUCUGAAGCUCUGCAGAGUCUGAUCCAUCGAUCAGUGAUCCAUCGAUCAGUGAUCCAUCGAUCAGUGAUCCAUCGAUCAGUGAUCCAUCGAUCAGUGAUCCAUCGAUCAGUGAUCCAUCGAUCAGUGAUCCAUCGAUCAGUGAUCCAUCAAAUACAGUCUGAACUGCAUAGAUUUGCUCACUGAACAUAUUUGAGGUGAAAUUCAAACAUUAAUAUUUGAACUAAAAUCAGAAUGCAGUCCAUAAUUUUUCUGCUUGUUCUCAAACUUUGAUGAAUUUAUGCUCAGAUUUAUUGAUUCCACCUCAUUUCUCCUAACUUUGUUUCUAUUAAUCAUGUUUGAUGAGCAGAAUUUAUCUGAGCUAUAAAAUGGAAAAUAAAUUACAUGUUUCAGGAGA